UCAGCAAAACAGCAAAACUUGCCUUUGCCACCUCGUUUUGGGCAAGAGGCUCCAGUAAUUGGUGUUCCGAUUACCUCAAUAAACCCGAACAGGCCGAACUAUCCUACUCAAAAUUACAUGCAGCCGCCUGCAGGGAAUGUCCCUUGGUCGACGGGACUCUGUGACUGCUUCUCCGAUGUUCCAAACUGUUGCAUCACAUGUUGGUGUCCUUGCAUCACUUUUGGCCAGAUUUCUGAGAUCAUCGAUCAAGGAUCAACUUCUUGCGGAACAAAUGGAGCCCUCUACGCCUUACUUGGUUGGUUCACCGGGAGUGCUUGCAUUUACUCCUGCAUCUACCGCUCUAAAAUGAAGAGUCAAUACAUGUUGGAGGAUAGUCCCUGCGAUGAUUGCUUCGUUCAUUUUUGCUGCGAGACCUGCGCCUUGUGUCAAGAAUACCGCGAGCUCAAAAACCGUGGAUUCGAUAUGUCACUUGGAUGGCAUGGAAACAUGGAGAGGCACCAAAAUGGCACAAUGCGAACGGCUCCAGUGGUGGAAAGUGGCAUGAAAAGAUAA
Messenger RNA from Durio zibethinus, 552 nucleotides. RefSeq names its product protein PLANT CADMIUM RESISTANCE 2-like. Lineage: Eukaryota; Viridiplantae; Streptophyta; Magnoliopsida; Malvales; Malvaceae. The record is from RefSeq and is a predicted model, not a curated record.